GAUUCUCUGUGUUGUUACUGCGCGUGCUGCACUGCAUUUGAGAUCUCAUUUGCACAGUCAAGAUGGCGACUUCCAUGAGUGUAUUUAUUUUUGUGACUUGUUUGUCAUUGCUUUGCACCUAUGUAUUAGGUGAAGGAAGGUUUCUACUAGCCCAUGUUCCAGAAUACCUCAAGGUUCAAACAGAUGAAGGUCCUAUCAAUGCCAAUGAAAUCCCAGAUUUAUUCCAAUUAGCUUUAGGAUUUUCAAGUUCAAAGCCUUUAUCAUGGCAUGGGAUGUCAGCCGGAAGUAUCUUCAGAAGACCCAAAGCUGGUGUUCUAAUCACUGUAGAAGAGAUUCAAGGCACAGAUGCUCUCAAACCAUCAGCUCUUCAAUCCAUUCCUAUAAAACAGGUGCAACCUGGUAGUCUAACUCUAGACUCUGUAAAGGAUAAUAUUAUCAACAUGUAUGGAAAAAGCAAGCCUGUUUCAGUAGAACUAGUAGCAGGUGCUGAGUUCAUUCGGUCACCAGAAGAGUUCCCAAAGCUUUUUGAGGGUCUUCCUCCACUCAGGCUCGACAGGAUGAUGCCCCUGCUGAAAGGAAGUACAUCGGUGACCCUCCAACUUUCACCUUUGACCCUAAACCUGACCCACCAGUCUGAUGUCAACUUCUUCAGUGAGCUUCAGAUAAUGCAGGAAGUCCUACUAAAGCUGAAGGCAAACAGGGCUGUUGUUGAUGAUAAUGUGCCAGACGUCUACUCCUUUGAGCUGUCAGGGUUCAGGGCUCUGCAGUCCGAGUAUGGCCCAGACUCGGCUCAGGUCGCUGACGCUAUGAACGUUCUAGCUGACUUUAUCCAACAGUGGGGACGUGAUAUGAUAGAGCUUUACGGUGAGGAUCUGUUUAUGGGCGUGGCUACCGUUCCCAUGGAAGCGUUCAUGCACAGACAGGGACGAUCCCUCAUGCAGGCUACAAGCACAACAACAGCAGCACCUACAAAUGCUCCAACAACCACCAAGGUUAAUCCAGCUACCACUGCUGAGCCAACCCAAGCCCCAGCCACCAACAUCACACCGUCGGCGCUGAACGUGGCACCAUACUACGACGAGACCUUCCCCGUCUUCUUCAACAUUUUCCUCUGGAUGGGCAUCAUCCUGGUGAUCGCAGUCGUGGUCGUCGCCAUGAUGCUGGGUAACAUGGAUCCUGGUGACUCCAUCAUCUACAGAAUGACCAGUCAAAGGAUCAAGAUUGACUAAUUAAUCUAGAUUGUUGAAAUAGAUAGGCUUAUGUAUUAUCAUAUAGGGGGUAUUGUUAUUAGUUAAAUUGGAAGGGUUUCUGGUAGAUUUUGUUUACAUGUUAUCCCUGGGGUUCAGUCUGUUAUACAUAUAUGUUUAAAAUGCCAAAGAGAUUCACCUUUGUAAUAAACAAUGGAUUAACUCCCAUUGGACUGACUAAAAAGAGAGAAGUUAUUACCCGAUUAAAGAUGCUUGCCUGACAUUGCAAGUGAAAAUCGGUGGUAGAAAAUUCACAGGGGCAUACAUGUAUGCAAGUGGAGAGUGCAUGCUUCACACACUGAAGUCUAAUUUAUAUCAUGUCUUGUUGAGGAAUCUUGUUCAGGCAAUCUGGUAGAGUACAUUACCCUAUUUUGUAGUACAUUACUCUUAAGUACGAGAGGCAUCUGACCAGACUGUACAUGUAGGAGAAUCACAUUAAUUUUUCAAUGAAAAGUAUACAUGUAGUAAUUAAAAUGUGCAAUUCUGUCAAUUUUUUUUGUUAUCAAGCACUUUCCUGCAGUGAUGCAGGAAUUUAUUCAUUAUUUAGCUACAAUGUUGACUUUGUUCAUUCUCUCAACUUCUCCAGUAUUAUGAAUAAAAACAUGUGCAUUUGUGCUGGUAAAGAGAUGAUUUAUAUUGCCAGAAUCAGAAUUUAUUACUAGUUGCUUAGCAUCAGAAAGGGGUAAAAUACAAAUAUUGAGGACAGAAUGUUUAAGUCAUUGCUCAUUCAUUGUAUCCAUAUUAAUCCAUAUCCAUAUUAAUCAUGAUUGAGUAACAGGUGUCUCCGGCUACUAGAAUAUUGGACGAAUGCAAUAAUAGGACAGGUAAAUAAAAAAAAAUAUUUUGUACUAUGUACUAUACUAUAGAUGGGAUGCUUUUAAAAACAAAAGUUUGUGCGUGCCGCAUCCUCUUUCAAGAAACCUGUAAAGUGUCUUUCACUACAGCUUUCUCAUUCAUGUAUUCUCCGUUGGGUUGUUUUUGUUGAAUUGAAGGAAAAAAAGCGGGAUUCCCUCAGAAAGAUGGGGUCAGCUUUUUGCUGGAGCACCUGAUAGGUAUUCCAACCAUGCUCUAGUAUUGAUAUGCAUUUCAUGGCUCGGCCGAUUAAACCUCAUAUCUCCAAAUUUGAAUGAAGCUUAGAAGAGGCUGUAUUUUAAAAUAUAGCGAUGUUGGCAGUCUCAUAUGAAAACGGUCUCCUGAUUUCUGUGAAGAACUCUUUCGAGGCAAUAAAAGGUUGCUACCCAUGUUAAAGUAUAGGUUACACUUCGUAAUUCCGAAGGUUCUUUAUUCCGAAGGUUCGUAAUUCCGAAACACGUAAAUUGCCUAUACCUCAAUGUUCGUUAAUCCGGAAACGUAAAAGGGUUCGUUAAUCCGAACAUUUGUGGCGUUAUUCCGAAGGUUCCUUAUUCCGAAGGUUCGAUAAUCCGAAAACGAAAUAAGGUUCGUUGUUCCGAAGGUUCGUUAAUCCGAAAACAAAAUAAGGUUCGUUAGUCCGAAAACGAAAUAAGGUUCGUUAGUCCGAAAACGAAAUAAGGUUCGUUAAUCAUUUCGUUUUCGGACUAACGAAGCUUCGGAAUUUCGAACCUCAUUUCGUUUUCGGAUUAACGAACCUUCGGAAUUACGAACCUCACUUCGUUUUUCGGACUAAGGAACCUUCGGAAUUACGAACCUUCGGAAAUAUGAACCUUCGGAAUAACGAACCUUCGGAAUAUCCGAACCUUCGGAAUAACGAAACUUCGGAAUUACGAAUGUAUGCGAAAGUAUAACCCUAAAACUAGCUUUUUCUGAGCUGUCAUCAAAACAUUUACAUUUUUAGGUACGAGGUUUUAUCAGGGUAUUGUGGAUAAAUUUUUAUGGCUGUCAUAGCUCUCUUUUCAAAACAGAUUUGAUUUGGUCUGAAAGUUGAUAUCCCCUAACAUCUUAUACUAUAUCUACUCUGUCAAACUACCAUUUCUAGGUUACACUACCAGUAUAUUUGAAUUCAUUGCAUAUAAUGGAAUUGUACUGAGAAGGAUAUUUCUAUCAUAUCAUAUUUUGACAUUUGAUACCAUAUAUACAUUAAGUUGUGUGUAAUAAUUUUUAGUUAGGUAUAAAUUAUUAGGAUAUAUGAUCACAGACAUGUACACUGAAUGAUAAGACAUGUCUGUGAGGUUUUGUUUUUCUUAUUUUUUUUUCUUUUUGCAUGCAUUCUAAUUAAAGAAAUAAGUGAUGAUAUUUGAAUGGUUCUCAGUGGAUAGUUAAAUCAAUGUUUUUAUGCAAGUAUUUUUGUUAACAGUUAAACCUUAUAUAAGAUUCACACAAUAUAUAUGAGGAUAAAUAUGUGUAUAUCUGUGGUAUAUGUACAAUAUAUAUAUACCCAUACAUCCAUCACUGGCCUAGCAAAUGAAGUUUGAGCACCCAUAUCAGGCUUUUGUAAUUUACGUCUUGUGCAAUUCUUUGAAAAAUAUAUAUUUUAGUGUAAAUGGUUGGCCCAAGUAAAAAAAAAAACAUGCUUACAGUAUGUGACACAUUCAUAUUUCCAUUCUUUAUUAUUUAAAAAAUCUUAUUGUAUGAGGUGUAGUCUUUAUUGUUGAUUCCUUUGUAAUUUCUAGUAAAAAAAUGUUGAAGCAAUACACUAUUAUGUACUUGUGUACAUUUGUUGAUUCUUUACGUACACAGAUUUAAAGCCAAUUGAUACAUAUGUCAAUAUUUGUAAGUGUGUAUGUUAAUGCAAACAUGAAUCGAAAAUUCAUUAUUGGAAGGUAAAUUUCAUGUUUGAAGCUAUAUAUAUAUACUAGUCAGCAUUCCAUUUCUCUGUACAUGUUUAUCAGUUGUCAUCAUAAACAAAAGUAAUUUUUGGUGGAAUGUAAUCAUCACGUACAUGUAUCUAGGUAUUAUGUCUUAAUAUUUGAAAACACAUGGAAAGUACUAUGAUAUUAUUCGCCCCUGUCACAUAUUACCAUGUAAUGAUACAUUCUGGUAGAUAAAAAGAUUCAUUAACUUUGAUAAUUAUUUCCUACACUAGUUUAUGGAUGUAUUGGGAUCCUGGGAGAUGGUGCUAGAUUUGAUAAGUCCACCCCACAUCUUACGACUGGUGUACAAUCUAAUUUGGAAGAAACAUAAAUUUGCAAAUUCUGAUUAUGAGAAAAUGGAAUGAACUCAAUUAUUUCUGAUUUGAGGUUCUGAUUAUCUAUGAGAAAACAAAUACAUGUAUCAACAUUUUGAUUAAUUUCAAACCUGAAGUUCGGAGAAAUGGCUGAACUGGCGUUGAAUCCUAGCUCAUCCUACGAUUUGUGUAACAUCAUAAUGAUUAGUAUUCUGAUUUGCUCCAUACCUCUUUGUCGAAGAAGGAAUUAUGUAGUCAUAUAUUUUCAUUUAAGCAUCAAUAUGUUCCAUGCUCUAAUCUUUGCAUAAAAUGUUACACUGUCUUUUAAGAACAAAGAGAAAUCGGUCAUAAACCAUACUUGGUGUGUAGCCAUGAUUAAUUAAACUUGCAGACAUGCAACUCUGAUGAAAAUUGUUUAGAUUAUAUCAUUCCAUGGCAAUAUGUGACAGGGCCUUAAUAUAGAGGUUACCUCUGUAUAGCUCUUGUGAAUAUAAUAAUAUAUGUCAAGUAUCAUAGAAGAGUAUGAUUGUCAUGUUAUUUGAUGACAUUGGUUAUUUCAUUGUUUGCAUGUUUGAGUCUUUGAGAUAUGGAAUAAUAUAUAUUAUAUGGACAAAAAAUAAUAAUUAUGUGAUGUCACAAUA
Lytechinus pictus (painted urchin) is the source of this 4970-nucleotide messenger RNA. RefSeq names its product renin receptor-like. Gene Ontology annotation, molecular function: signaling receptor activity. The coding region runs from base 63 to 1229 and encodes 388 amino acids. The transcript is spliced from 9 exons. Gene Ontology annotation, biological process: positive regulation of Wnt signaling pathway. NCBI's taxonomy places the organism in Eukaryota, Metazoa, Echinodermata, Echinoidea, Temnopleuroida, Toxopneustidae. Gene Ontology annotation, cellular component: external side of plasma membrane; membrane. The record is from RefSeq and is a predicted model, not a curated record.